UUGCUUUAAAAACGCUCCAGCGUCUGCGACAACAUGCUCCACCAGGGUCGGCGCCAUCUUGGUUUGGGGACCAGCAGAUGCAGCGGCCAAUCAGAGUGAGACGGGGAGGAAAGAUGGCGGCGCGGUGGAGCAGCGAGACUGUGGUGGUGGAGUUUCGGGACGCUCAGGCCACCGCCAUGUCCGUGGACUGCUUGGGCUCCCACGCCGUGCUGUCAGGCCGCCACUCCCUCUACUUGGUGAACCUGGAUGCUCCGUCAGAACCGUCCCGUAAGAUGGGUCGCCACAGUAAGUGGGACGUGGGGACGGUCCAGUGGAACCCACACCGGUCCCAGGCUCACGUCUUUGCCGCCUCGAGCAACCAGCGAGUGGACCUGUACUCCUGGAGGGACGGCUGUGGAGAGACUCGCACAUCCCUGCAGGGACACACCCGGGUCAUCAGUGACCUGGACUGGUCCUGGUUCGACUCUGAGCUGCUGGUGUCCAGCUCAGUGGACACCUACAUCUACAUCUGGGACACCAGGGACACUCGGAAACCCACGGUGGCGCUGUCUGCUGUCGCUGGAGCUGCUCAGGUGAAGUGGAACCGGAGGAACCCACAUCUGCUGGCGUCCAGCCAUGACGGAGACGUCCGUAUCUGGGACAAGAGGAAACCCAACACGGCGGUGGAGUACCUGGCCGCUCACCUGUCCAAGAUCCACGGCCUGGACUGGCACCGAGACAACGAGUUCGUCUUCGCCACGUCCAGCCAGGACAACUCCGUCAGGUUCUGGGACUACCGGCAGCCCAGGAAGUACCUGAGCGUCCUGUCCUGCCAGGUGCCGGUGUGGAAGGCCCGCUACACGCCGUUUUCCAGCGGUCUCGUCACAGUCAUGGUCCCUCAGCUGCGGCGGGAGAACAGUCUCCUGCUGUGGAGCGUUCUGGACCUCAACAGUCCCGUCCACGCCUUCGUUGGACACGAUGACGUCGUCCUGGAGUUCCAGUGGCGUCCCCAGAAGGAAGGGUCCAGGGAUUUCCAGCUGGUGACCUGGUCUCGGGACCAGACGCUGCGGAUCUGGAGGGUGGAGCCUCAGCUGCAGAAGCUCUGCGUCAGCGACCUGGUGGACGAGCUGGUGGAGGAUGUGUCCAUCGCCGUGGAGACGGAGAGGACCCUGGGCGCCCAGCAUGGCGGGGCUCCGGCUCCGGACGGCCCGCCAGGUCAGGCGGCGAGCCGUCCGGACCCGGCCGCCGGUUCUGGUCUGGCCCAGACUCUGCAGCAGGAGUUCUCCCUGGUCAACCUGCAGAUCCGGAACGUCAACGUAGAGAUGGACGCCCGGAACCGGAGCUGCGUAGUGUCGGCCCACUUCGGCGGCCAGCGGGUCCACCUGGUGGUCAACUUUCCGGUCCAGUACCCCAACAACGCAGCGCCCUCCUUCCAAUUCGUCGCCCCGACGACCAUCCCCUCCACCAUGAAGACCAAGAUCCAGAAGGUCCUGAUGGACACGUCUCUGCAGAAGGUGAAGCGGAACCAGAACUGCCUGGAGCCGUGCGUCCGGCAGCUCGUCUCCUGCCUGGAGUCAGACAUGACCCAAGAGGACGGUCCGGCAUCCGGCCCGUUUGUCCUGUCCAAUCCUGUGGCUCCGUCCCUGCAGGCGUUCCCCCGGGUCACCAACACUUACGGCUCCUACCAGGACGCCAAUAUCCCGUUCCCCCGGACCUCCGGAGCCCGGUUCUGCGGUACCGGCUGCCUGGUCUACUUCACCCGACCCAUCACCAUGCACCGCUCGGCCCCGCCCACAGAGCCCACGCCCAGGUCCCUGUCGGCGCUGUCCGCCUACCACAGCGGGGUUCUGACCCCGAUGAAGAUGCGGUCCGAGUCCCAGAACACGCUGCGGCUCUACAGCGGCAGCCCGACCCGGUCCGACAAGGACACCGUCUCCAUCUCCUCCUUCUAUUACAAGGAGCGGAAGCUUCCCAUGUCCGCCUCCCGCCGCUGGUCUGUCCAAACCCUCCAUGAUUGGCCGAAAUCGCGGCGCUUCAAGACAAAGCGGGAAGGAGCGGAGUACAGCAGCCGGCCCAUCAAGCUGGCCGGGAAGGUCAUCAUCCAGGAGAUCUCCUGCCUGCUGCCUGUGCACAAGGCUCUGGGAGAGAGCUACAUUUUGAACAUAAACGACAUUCAGGAAACGUGUCAGAAGAACGCAGCAGCAGCACUCGCAGUGGGACGCAGAGACCUGGCCAAGGUUUGGGCUCUGGCGUCCGCCGCCACCAGUCAGGACCUGAGUCCGGAUUCUGACCCGGACACAGAGACGCCAUGGGCCAGACACCCGUUUGGGCGCCACCUGCUGGAGACGCUUUUGGAUCACUACAGUCAGAUGAGCGACGUCCAGACUCUGGCCAUGCUCUGCAGCGUGUUCAGGGCUCAGGCUCCGCCCCCCGACUGCUACUCGCUGUACGCACACCCCGGCUCCCGCCUCCACUCCCGAUUCCCCAGCUUCAACUCCAGCUCCGUCACAUCUGGUUCCUGUUCCAGCACCUCCGACUCCAUCGCAGCGACCUGGACCACAGUGAGAGACCCCGAGCAUCCCGCACCCUGGGGGGAGUCUUCUCCUGAUGACUAUCGCUAUGGCAACCAGAGCUACACGGACCCCCGGGAGCGAGAGCGGGAGCUGCACGACAUGAACAAGAGGCUUCUGGACCCGGCCAACACGCUGCAGUUCGACGACUUCAAGAAGAGCUACGGUGAAAUCCUGUACCGCUGGGGUCUGGGCGACAAGCGGGCCGACGUCCUGAAGUUCACUGCCGGCCCGCCAGAACCGCACAAAGGCAUCGAGUUCGGGCUGUACUGCUGCCACUGCCGCAGCCAGGCGCGCGGGACGCAGUGCGCCGUGUGCAAGCGGCUGACCUUCCAGUGCGCCGUGUGCCACGUCGCCGUGCGCGGCUCCUCCAACUUCUGCCUGAGCUGCGGCCACGGCGGCCAUACUGGACACAUGAUGGACUGGUUCCGGCGCCAGGACGAGUGUCCGGCUGGCUGCGGCUGCUGCUGCCUGCUACAAAGCACCUUCUGACGCCGCCGCAGCUCAAUAAAACCCAUGAAUGUCUCA
Gambusia affinis (western mosquitofish) is the source of this 3077-nucleotide messenger RNA. RefSeq names its product WD repeat domain 59 (gene wdr59). The record is from RefSeq and is a predicted model, not a curated record. Gene Ontology annotation, molecular function: protein binding. Lineage: Eukaryota; Metazoa; Chordata; Actinopteri; Cyprinodontiformes; Poeciliidae. The transcript has 28 exons. Bases 78 to 3041 code for a protein of 987 amino acids.